AUGAAGGAUUGGAGUGAUCGCUUAGAUGAUGCAUUGUGGGCCUACAAGACAGUGUACAAGAUGCCAAUUGUGAUGUCACCCUUCAGAUUAACUUAUGGGAAGGCAUGUCACCUUCUAGUGGAGUUAGAGCAUAGGGCUUGGUGGGCGGUGAAGAAGUUCAAUAUGAACUUGGAUGAAGCAGGCCUACAUCGAAAAUUACAGCUAAAUGAGCUUGAGGAGAUUAGGAAUGAGGCUUACGACACUUCAUGGAUGUACAAGGAGAAAACCCGAGCCUACCAUGACAAAAUGAUAAAAGGAAAGAAGUUUCAAAAACUUCGCUCACGUUGGGUUGGUCCAUUUGCUGUUACCAAUGUGUUUACUCAUGGUGCAGUUGAGAUACGAAGUGAUAAAACAGGGAAGGCAUUCCUGGUGAAUGGGCAUCAACUUAAGCUCUACUAUGAACCUUUUGAGGAGCACGUGUAUGAGGAAAUAAGUUUGAGAGAUGUGCCAAAGGGCGAGUGA
Argentina anserina (silverweed cinquefoil) is the source of this 501-nucleotide messenger RNA. RefSeq lists its product as uncharacterized. The record is from RefSeq and is a predicted model, not a curated record. The coding region runs from base 1 to 501 and encodes 166 amino acids. Lineage: Eukaryota; Viridiplantae; Streptophyta; Magnoliopsida; Rosales; Rosaceae. The transcript is spliced from 2 exons. Gene Ontology annotation, molecular function: nucleic acid binding.